Lactuca sativa (garden lettuce) is the source of this 746-nucleotide messenger RNA. Its product is annotated as glutaredoxin-C6. Lineage: Eukaryota; Viridiplantae; Streptophyta; Magnoliopsida; Asterales; Asteraceae. The record is from RefSeq and is a predicted model, not a curated record.
CAGGCGCGUGAGGUACAAGAACCGUCGAUAAAGGUGUCGCAAGAGUAGAAACUACGUAAUACAUUUUCCUUUUGAUGAUGUAACGAAUCAAUACACUCCAUAAUUUUAUAUUCCACAUCCUUCGGCUAUAAAUCCAGUUCCACACACUCCACCUCUUUCGACACCAAUACACUCCUGAAAAACCAUUGUAGUGAUGCAGGGCCUCCGCUGCUACAAUCUGCUCUCCGACGACCAAUUCAAGCUGCAAUUAACUCCGACCACCACUUCCCCCCUCUCAAUCGACGCCUCCGAAUCCACCCAGAUGAGGAUCCAACGACUCAUAACCGAAAAUCCCGUCAACAUAUUCACCCGUUCCAACUGCUUUAUGUGCGACGUAGUGAAACGACUCUUCUAUUCCAUCGGUGUUUUCCCCACCGUCAUCGAACUGGAGGAGGAAGAAGUCGCCGACCUUGCUGCCUUCCACGAACACAGUGGUGGCGGAGACGAGGAGGUUCCGGCAGUCUUCAUAGGUGGGUCUUGUGUUGGCGGGUUAGAGAACCUUGUUGCACUCCAUUUGAGCGGCCAUCUUGUUCUAAAGCUUGUAGAAGUUGGUGCUCUUCGGUCUGGGAAUAAUGGUGUUGUAGGCUUGUAGAAAGUAGCAACCCCAAGUAAGGGGUAUGGUUGUAAUUUUGCUCCAUGCAUAUUUAUAUAUAGUUUGGAGUAUGAAUGGUGCAAUUAUUUAUGGAGAAAGUACAGAUUAUGCGUUG